Molecule: messenger RNA, 1061 nt
Organism: Caenorhabditis auriculariae
Lineage: Eukaryota; Metazoa; Nematoda; Chromadorea; Rhabditida; Rhabditidae
Source: the annotation of a GenBank genome assembly
AUGCACAAGACCACAACCCACUACACCACGCCGCCAAUUGCUAGCCGAAGACUCCGAGCGCGGCCAUAUGCGCGCUGGAAAAAUUUUGACGAGCUUUUCCUCGGCUGCCUGUGGGGUUUAGCAGAAUUUUAUUUUUGAUCCCGAGUACUCUCACCUAGGCCUAUCCAGCCACAAAGUCUCAAUUCUCAACUUGUUGUCGAGCGGAGACCAUGCCCUAGUAAGGUCUUUUCAUGGAGGCUUUUGUUAUUUCUAAUGGAGUUCAGGCAAAUUUCACAAAGUUUCCAAGGCGAAGAGCCGUCGUACUUCGGAAAUUCAAGUCCUCUGUCUUUAAAAACUCCCAAUUUAAAAAAAAAUUAACUAUUUAACCGAAUGAUUACCUCUAUAGGGAAUAGGCUAUAAACAGAAUUUGAGAGAACGUACCUUUGAAAAUCAAUUUUCAGCUUUUAUAUAGAAAUUUGCGCAAAAAAAUGAUGCUUUUUUUAAAAAAAUUUUACUUUUUACGUAAAACUAUGGAACGCCCUCCGUUUUCCUAACGUUACUCGAUAGAACGCAUGUUUCAUACCAACAAACUACGAUGUUAACGAAAUUUUCGGGCUUUAAUUUCAUCAUAGCAAUGUUUGGAUCUCAUAUUUGAGAUUCUGGGAACUUUUUUCAGUUUUCUCUCCACUUCAGCAUUUUCCAAGCUAACGAACUUUAGCUUUAACAAAGCUUUUCGGAGUACACUUUUCUCUAUAACAACCAGCCGCCCUCGUAGUCCAUUCACGUGUCUCCGCAAAAAAAAAGUAAUCGGUCCGUGACGCAAGUACGGCAAUAAGAAACGGCGGCAGUGGGAAACCUCGGCGCCGUUUUUUUUUUCCCUCAGGCAAUGGCUGAAUUGAUAAGUAAUCCGGCGUGCACAAUGCCGUGCAUUAGUGGAUAAGUGCGGAUGAAAUCCAGGUUUUGUCGGUAAUCUCGACGACAAAGGCCGCGCCACUUACCGGCUCGUUUCUGGGAAUUCCGUCGAGUACUUCUGCGUAACUCCUGCCUUUUUCGACACUCUUUUUCUUCAUUUUAUCAGCUGA